Messenger RNA from Centruroides sculpturatus (bark scorpion), 4289 nucleotides. It is a transcript of the gene mle, whose product is annotated as ATP-dependent RNA helicase A-like. Gene Ontology annotation, cellular component: nucleolus; intracellular anatomical structure; ribonucleoprotein complex. NCBI's taxonomy places the organism in Eukaryota, Metazoa, Arthropoda, Arachnida, Scorpiones, Buthidae. The transcript has 25 exons. The record is from RefSeq and is a predicted model, not a curated record. Gene Ontology annotation, biological process: regulation of mRNA processing; positive regulation of transcription by RNA polymerase II. Gene Ontology annotation, molecular function: ATP binding; RNA binding; 3'-5' DNA helicase activity.
AAGUAAUUUAUGUUUAUUAUUAGAAACUUAAAAUUUGUUGAUUUAUUAUUACAAUAUUUAGGAGCUUUAUCUGUGAGAUGUCAUUUCAUGUAAAGAAACUUGGAAAAAAUAUUUAUGCUAGAGAACAUGGAUCUAAUAAACAAAUGGCUUCCAAAUCUUGUGCUCUGUCUUUAGUAAGACAGCUGUAUCAUUUGCAAGUGAUUGAAGCAUACUCUGGUGUUGCUAAAAAAAAGGAGACUGAUAAACUUGAACCAUAUGAAGUCACUUUGAAUUCUGAAUUAGAGCAAGAAUUGGAUAAAGUAUUGGAAUCAUUAAAUAUUCAGCCAGUUACAAUUCCAGAGAUGUCAUUGCAACAAAUUAGUCUUGAACUGCAAAAGAACUAUGCAGAUCAAUUGGAAAAUGAUGCUGCUCUUCAGAAGAUGAUUGAAGAGAGAUCAAAAUUGCCUGUUUGGGCAAGCCAAGAUGAAAUUUUAAAUGCAGUUAAACAUAAUCGUGUAGUUAUUAUUAGAGGAGCUACAGGUUGUGGAAAAACCACCCAGGUAACUAAAUUGAUACAUUGUAGUAAUAAUAAUUCUGAUUAUUUAUGUAAUUUGGAUUUUAGUUAUAUAAAAAAAAUUUGAUUAUUUCAGCCAAGACGUAUCAGUGCUGUCUCAGUUUCUGAAAGAAUUGCUGAGGAAAGAUGUGAAAUGUUAGGAAAUAGUACAGGUUACAGUGUACGAUUUGAAUCUUGUUUGCCUCGUCCUUAUGGCAGCAUAUUAUUUUGUACUGUUGGUGUCUUAUUAAGGAAAUUGGAAGCUGGUUUACGAGGUGUAUCGCAUGUAAUUGUAGAUGAAAUUCAUGAGCGAGAUGUUAAUUCUGAUUUUAUUAUGGUGGUUCUUCGAGAUAUGGUUCGCACAUUCCCUGAGUUAAGAGUAAUUUUAAUGUCAGCUACUAUUGACACAUCUCUUUUUCAAGAAUACUUCUAUAAUUGUCCAAUUAUAGAAGUAACAGGCAGAUCAUAUCCUGUACAAGAAUUUUAUUUAGAAGACUGUAUACAAAUGCUGAAGUUUAUGCCACCACCAAGUGGUAAAAAACGUAAAGAUGAUGAUUUACAAGAUAGUGAAGAGCCUGAUGAAAAUUUAAAUAAAGUUAUUGGAGCAGAUUAUUCAGAUAGCACAAAAAGUGCAAUGGCCAAAAUGAGUGAAAAAGAAUUAUCAUUUGAAUUAAUAGAGUCUUUAUUGUCAUAUAUAAAAAACUUGGAUACACCUGGUGCAGUGUUGGUGUUUUUACCUGGAUGGAAUUUGAUAUUUGCAUUAAUGAGACAUUUACAACAACAUCCAACAUUUGGUAAUCCAUCUUAUUUAAUUUUGCCAUUGCAUUCACAAAUUCCCCGAGAAGAACAACAUAGAGUAUUUCAACCAGUUGAUCCUGGAGUAACAAAAAUUAUUCUCUCAACAAAUAUAGCAGAAACUAGUAUUACAAUUAAUGAUAUUGUUUAUGUUAUUGAUUCAUGCAAAGCUAAGAUGAAACUUUUUACAUCUCAUAAUAAUAUGACCAAUUAUGCUACUGUCUGGGCAUCAAAAACAAAUUUAGAACAGCGAAGAGGAAGAGCUGGUCGUGUUCGUCCUGGAUUUUGUUUUCAUUUAUGUAGUCGUGCAAGAUUUGAAAAGCUUGAAAAUUAUACUACUCCAGAAAUAUUUCGAACACCUUUACAUGAAAUUUCUUUGGCAAUAAAAUUAUUACGAUUAGGUGAUAUUGGCAGAUUUUUAGCUAAAUGCUUAGAACCACCUCCAAUUGAUGCAGUUAUUGAAUCGGAAGUUUUGUUGAAGGAUAUGGGUGCAUUGGAUAAUAAUAGUGAAUUGACACCUUUAGGAAGAAUACUAGCUCGUAUGCCAAUUGAACCACGUUUAGGGAAGAUGAUUAUUUUAGCUUGCAUAUUUUCACUGGGCGAUCCUUUAUGCACAAUAGCAGCCCACAGCAGUACAUUUCCUGAACCUUUUGAUACACCUUUUCCAAAGAGAUUGGCCUGGGUACAUCGACGUUUUUGUGGAGAUAGAUGGAGUGAUCAUGUAACUAUGUUAAAUGCAUUUAUUCAGUGGGAAGAGUCUCAUAUGCAAGGUGAACAAGCAGAAAUGGCAUUUUGUGAACAAUAUUCUUUAUCUCUUCCAACUUUAAGAGUAACUUAUGAUGCAAAGAAUCAAUUGAAAGAAUUAUUAUCAUCUGCUGGUUUUCCUGAAGGUAGUACUGCCGAACAGUAUUAUGUUUUUAAUGGUCCUGAUGCAAAACUUGACAUGUUGGUUGCUUUACUGGUAAUGGGAUAUUAUCCUAAUGUCUGCUAUCAUAAAGAGAAAAGGAAAGUUCUUACUACAGAAGGAAAAGCAGCUUUAAUUCAUAAAUCGUCAGUGAAUUGCACAAAUCUUCCCAGUUCUUUUCCUAGUCCAUUUUUUGUUUUUGGAGAAAAGAUUCGUACCAGAGCGGUUUCUUGUAAACAAAUGACUAUGGUGACACCUCUUCAUCUUCUAUUGUUUGGUUGUAAUAGGAUAGAAUUGGUAAAUGGAGUUGUUCAAUUAGAUAGAUGGUAUGAAAUAUUCUUUAGACUGGGCGAUCCUUUAUGCACAAUAGCAGCCCACAGCAGUACAUUUCCUGAACCUUUUGAUACACCUUUUCCAAAGAGAUUGGCCUGGGUACAUCGACGUUUUUGUGGAGAUAGAUGGAGUGAUCAUGUAACUAUGUUAAAUGCAUUUAUUCAGUGGGAAGAGUCUCAUAUGCAAGGUGAACAAGCAGAAAUGGCAUUUUGUGAACAAUAUUCUUUAUCUCUUCCAACUUUAAGAGUAACUUAUGAUGCAAAGAAUCAAUUGAAAGAAUUAUUAUCAUCUGCUGGUUUUCCUGAAGGUAGUACUGCCGAACAGUAUUAUGUUUUUAAUGGUCCUGAUGCAAAACUUGACAUGUUGGUUGCUUUACUGGUAAUGGGAUAUUAUCCUAAUGUCUGCUAUCAUAAAGAGAAAAGGAAAGUUCUUACUACAGAAGGAAAAGCAGCUUUAAUUCAUAAAUCGUCAGUGAAUUGCACAAAUCUUCCCAGUUCUUUUCCUAGUCCAUUUUUUGUUUUUGGAGAAAAGAUUCGUACCAGAGCGGUUUCUUGUAAACAAAUGACUAUGGUGACACCUCUUCAUCUUCUAUUGUUUGGUUGUAAUAGGAUAGAAUUGGUAAAUGGAGUUGUUCAAUUAGAUAGAUGGAUUAACUUGAAGAUGGCACCAGCUGUAGCUGCCAAGAUUGUAGCAUUGCAACCAGCUGUUGAAACAGCAGUGAUGAAUGUAGCUAGUGAUCCAGAAAUUUUAGCAGACAUUCCUGCAGAAAUAGGCCAACUAAUAGAUAUUGUGAAGAAAUUAUGUAAUUUGAAUGCUGCACAAUUUGGAAAAUGUAACUCAGAUUCUACUGAUGAUAAAAUGCCCAUGCCCUCAGGACCUCCAAGAAAACAACCUCGAUUGAGUUCCACAAGAGGUGGAGGCAGUUUCAAUACUGGAAGAGGAAGAGGAGGAGGAGGAGGCUAUGGAGGAGGUUUUCGCAAUAAUUUUGGAGGAAAUCAAAAUUUUUCUUCUGGUGGAGGAAACAAAUUUCAAGGUGGUGGUGGUGGUGGUGGAUACAACAAAAGAUUUGGAAGUGGAAAUAACUCUAGAGGAUUUAAUAGAAGUAGUGGUUAUCGAGGGUGGAGUAGUAUGGGUGGUGGUGGAAAUUACCGUUCAAAUUUUGGUGGCAAUGAUAGAGGAUUCAGUGGAGGUGGAAAUGACAGAGGAUUUGGUGGUGGAAAUGGAGGAGGUUUUGGCGGUGGAAAUGGAGGCGGUUUUGGUGGAGGUGGAAAUGACCGAGGAUUUGGAGGUGGAAAUGACAGAGGAUUUAGUGGUGGCAACAGUGAUAGGGGAUUUGGAGGUGGCUAUGGAUCUAGAGGCGGAGGUGGAGGAAGUGGAUAUGGAAGUGGAGGGUACGGAGGUGGCGGUGGGGGAGGAGGAGGAGGAGGAUAUGGAGGUUAUGGAUCUGAUGGAGACAGAGGUUUUCAGGGUGGUUUUAACAGAGGUGCUGGUGGAGGAAGGGGUGGUGGUUUUUCUAAUAGAGGUGGAUUUGGAGGAGGUAAUUAUCAAAGUAGUUACAGUGGAGGUGGAAAUUUUGGAAAGGGUGGGGACUUUUAAGAGAAUUAUUGAUAUUCUGAGCAUUUAUGUACAUUGUAGUAUUUUCACAUGUGUUAAGUCUUGUGAGAUUCAUUCAUUUCGUAGUAUUUUGUAAAAUAAUUCAUUUUAAACUAAAUAAAAUUGUAAAAC